This is a messenger RNA of Parnassius apollo (apollo), 2257 nucleotides long. The record is from the annotation of a GenBank genome assembly. NCBI's taxonomy places the organism in Eukaryota, Metazoa, Arthropoda, Insecta, Lepidoptera, Papilionidae.
UUGAGCACUGUGUCUCCACAUGUAUCGCCAGAAACUACAAAUCCGUCUACAUCGAGCCUUCAGACGACGCUCGCGGAAGAGACAGACAGCAUGAGAAAAGAUGAAGAGGAGUCAAAUGGAGAGAAGGAAAAAGAAGGGUCCAUAUCGGACUGGAUCUCUGGAGGACCGAUUGGUUCUAAAGGAGCCGUCCUUAUAUUUAGAUCUUGCGUUCUUGCGUCUAGAACCCCCUCAACGGAAACAACGAGGACGGUAGGAAAUAACACUGGAAAUAAUAUUUUGUUAAAUAAAGCUAAAAAUAUGGCUAAAAGACUAGUAUCCGAACCCCACUCCUUAAGCGUUAGACCAAAAAAUAUCAUGCACGAUGUUAUGGAGACUUUUGGAACCGUUAACAAGUUUUCCGGGCAAGCGUAUGUUGUAAGGCAUGUUAGUAACACUGAUGUUCCGGAAGCAGUUCAAGUAGAGGAACAAGGACAUGAAACUGCGGAACACAAAAGAGAUAUAGAUGACGUGCUUAAUGAUCUCAGUAAAAUAACACUCAAGAAGCAUUUAGACAUCGAAAACAGAACCGCUAACAUCAAACCAGCCGACGAUCCACCGCCGAACGAUAAAGAAAACAAAGAAGAUAAAAAAAUCAAAAAAAUGAAAGGAAAGACCAAACACAAAUCCCCUCAAAUCAAAAGAAGCUUAUCACCGCAAGAUAGUGAAGACUCUGAAAAUGUAUUAUUAGUAAAAGAAGUUAAUAAUAUUAAGGUACUAGAAUGUGGUAAUAUGCCAGCUAAUAUUCUAAAGAUCUCCUACAAGUUGGUGAAUACGGAGACCAAACUUCUGCAUCGAUUGUUGCAAGCACACGGGCUACGGGAGGCGCCAGCAGAUUCUAAGGAUUUUACUUUGUUGUGGGCUGGACUACAUCCAAAGCCUGACGUCUUGAGAUCGUUGACUCCAUAUCAGAGAGUAAAUCAUUUCCCUCGAUCAUACGAACUGACCCGCAAAGACAAGCUGUUCAAGAACAUAGAGAAGAUGCAGUACUUCCGAGGCAUGAAGAACUUCGACUUCAUACCCACCACUUUUCUCAUGCCUACGGAAUACAAGGACCUGUGUACGGCACACUACAGAACCAAGGGUCCGUGGAUCGUGAAACCCGCGGCCUCCAGCCGGGGCCGAGGGAUUUACAUCGUUAACAACCCGGAGCAAAUACCAAAGGGCGAUAACGUGGUCGUAGCGAAGUACAUAGACAAACCACUCUUGAUAGGUGGUCACAAAUGCGAUUUGCGGCUGUAUGUGUGCGUGACCUCGAUCGACCCUUUGCUCAUAUACCUCUACGAGGAGGGCUUAGUCCGCUUCGCUACGGUCAAGUACGACAAGACUAACAAGAACCUGUGGAACCCCUGCAUGCACCUUUGUAACUACAGUAUCAACAAGUACCACACGGAUUACAUCAAGUGCUCGGACCCGGUGGCGGGCGACGUGGGGCACAAGUGGACGCUGUCGGCGCUGCUGCGCACGCUGCGCGCGCAGGGCCGCGAUACGCGCGCGCUCAUGGCGCGCGUGGAGGAGCUGGUGGUCAAGGCGGUGCUAAGCUCCGCGCACACAAUGGCGGCCGCCGCGCGCGCCUUCGUGCCGCACGCCUUCAACUGCUUCGAACUCUUCGGUUACGACAUCCUUAUAGAUGACAACUUGAAGCCGUGGCUGCUAGAAAUCAAUCUAUCUCCCAGCUUGGCGUGUGAAAGUCCGUUGGAUGCUCGAGUGAAGUCUGCACUGCUGGCCGAUACCCUGACUCUAGUGGGGCUGCCCGCUGUGCCCUCUGCGGGGCAGGAAUCUGCCUCAAACAAUAACUCGCUCAAGAUGAGGAUCGGCGCUUGUCGGCGCGUGCACUCCGCGGAGAACGUGAACGGGCGCGGUGGGGGCGUGGCAGGGGCAGGGGUAGGGGCAGGGACAGGGUUAGGCGGGGGCGGCGCGCUGUGCGGGGAGGAGCUGCGGCUAGUGCGGGCGGUGCGCGCGCAGUACGCACGACGCGGCGGCUUCGUGCGCAUCUUCCCCUCGCAGAACUCCUGGCAGAAGUACGCGCAGUACCUCGGUCAGUACACACUCACACACCUGCACCUGGUGUGGGCGGUGCGCGCGCAGUACGCACGGCGCGGCGGCUUCGUGCGCAUCUUCCCCUCGCAGAACUCCUGGCAGAAGUACGCGCAGUACCUCGGUCAGUACACACUCACACACCUGCACCUGGUGUGGGCGGUGCGCGCGCAGUACGCACGGC